This is a messenger RNA of Drosophila sechellia, 2060 nucleotides long. RefSeq names its product Serine/threonine-protein kinase polo (gene polo). Gene Ontology annotation, molecular function: ATP binding; protein binding; protein serine/threonine kinase activity. The transcript is spliced from 5 exons. Gene Ontology annotation, cellular component: centrosome; kinetochore; cytoplasm. NCBI's taxonomy places the organism in Eukaryota, Metazoa, Arthropoda, Insecta, Diptera, Drosophilidae. The coding region runs from base 1 to 1731 and encodes 576 amino acids. The record is from RefSeq and is a predicted model, not a curated record. Gene Ontology annotation, biological process: protein phosphorylation; mitotic spindle organization.
AUGGCCGCGAAGCCCGAGGAUAAGAGCACGGAUAUUCCGGAUCGCCUCGUCGACAUCAACCAGCGGAAAACCUACAAGCGCAUGCGGUUCUUCGGCAAGGGCGGGUUUGCAAAAUGUUACGAGAUCAUCGAUGUGGAAACCGACGACGUCUUCGCCGGCAAGAUAGUGUCCAAGAAGCUGAUGAUCAAACACAAUCAGAAGGAGAAGACCGCCCAGGAGAUAACAAUUCACCGCAGCCUUAACCAUCCGAACAUUGUCAAGUUUCACAACUACUUUGAAGACUCGCAGAAUAUCUACAUUGUGCUGGAGCUGUGCAAGAAAAGAUCCAUGAUGGAGCUGCACAAACGUAGGAAAAGCAUUACGGAGUUUGAGUGCCGCUACUACAUUUACCAGAUAAUCCAGGGCGUUAAGUACUUGCACGAUAACCGCAUUAUCCAUCGAGAUCUGAAGCUGGGCAAUCUCUUCCUCAACGAUUUGUUGCACGUGAAGAUCGGCGACUUUGGGUUGGCCACGCGCAUUGAGUACGAGGGCGAGCGAAAGAAGACCUUGUGCGGCACCCCCAACUAUAUAGCCCCGGAGAUCCUCACCAAGAAGGGCCACUCCUUCGAGGUGGACAUCUGGUCGAUUGGCUGCGUCAUGUACACACUGCUUGUGGGCCAGCCGCCGUUCGAAACCAAGACUCUGAAGGAUACCUACUCGAAGAUCAAGAAGUGCGAGUACCGCGUGCCCAGCUACUUAAGGAAACCGGCGGCGGAUAUGGUCAUCGCCAUGCUGCAGCCAAAUCCGGAGAGCCGCCCGGCAAUCGGUCAGCUGCUGAACUUUGAGUUCCUCAAGGGCUCAAAGGUGCCCAUGUUCUUGCCCAGCUCUUGUUUGACAAUGGCGCCGCGUAUCGGCAGCAACGACACCAUCGAGGAUUCGAUGCACCGCAAGCCGCUGAUGGAGAUGAACGGCAUCAGGCCCGACGACACCCGUCUGGAGUCGACCUUCCUCAAGGCCAAUCUGCACGACGCCAUUACCGCGUCAGCGCAGGUGUGCCGCCACAGCGAGGACUAUCGCAGCGAUAUCGAGAGCCUGUACCAGCAGCUCACCAAUCUUAUCAACGGAAAGCCGCGCAUACUGCAAGGCAAUCUGGGCGACGAGAACACAGAUCCUGCAGCGCAGCCGCUCUUCUGGAUAUCCAAGUGGGUUGACUACAGCGACAAGUACGGAUUUGGUUACCAGCUGUGCGACGAGGGUAUCGGCGUGAUGUUCAACGACACCACAAAGCUGAUCCUGCUGCCGAAUCAGAUCAACGUGCACUUCAUCGACAAGGAUGGCAAGGAGACGUACAUGACCACCACGGAUUACUGCAAGUCGCUUGACAAGAAGAUGAAGCUGCUGUCGUACUUCAAACGCUACAUGAUCGAGCACCUGGUGAAGGCAGGUGCCAACAAUGUAAACAUUGAGAGCGAUCAGAUCUCGCGUAUGCCCCAUUUACACUCCUGGUUCCGUACAACAUGUGCCGUAGUUAUGCAUUUGACCAACGGCUCUGUGCAGCUGAACUUCUCAGAUCACAUGAAGCUCAUCCUCUGCCCGCGCAUGAGUGCUAUAACCUAUAUGGACCAGGAGAAGAACUUCCGCACCUACCGAUUCUCGACCAUUGUGGAGAACGGCGUGUCUAAAGACUUGUACCAGAAGAUCCGAUAUGCCCAGGAGAAACUUAGGAAAAUGCUGGAGAAGAUGUUCACUUAAGCGUAGCCACCCAACUAUUAUUAUAAGGCCGAAUGCUAGUUUAACGUAAUUCACAAAUGCCCUGGCCAACUUCAUUUAUAGCCCCGAAAGUAUCCUCUCCCAUGAUCAUCUAAAAUUGUAGUUCCUGUUUAAAUUGAUUUGUUCGAUGUUUAUAGAAUUUAUUUGUUUUUGCCCCUUCACCUUCAUAUCGAAAAUACUGCUUAAGUCAUAUUCAUCGUCAGUGUUGGGCCUCCCCUCAAAAGAAUUUUUAUAUAUCUGUUUAAUGGUUUUCGUACACGAUCCGAUCACUUAAUGCAUUUUAAAGAGAUCAAAUUAAAUGUUUAAACUAA